GGCUGGCGGCGCGUCAGUUCGCCCCAAGAUGGCCACGUUGGAUCAAUGAAACGCGAGUAAUCGUAGUGAAAACACAAAUUGACAAGUGUGCGGGCGAACAACUGCGGCUUGAUCGCGGUGUAAAUGGACCAUGGGCAAGGACCAGGAGCUGCUCGAGGCAGCAAGGAGCGGCAACGUCACCGUCGUCGAGAAGAUCCUCGGCCAGCGUGCCAAGAGGAGUGGUCCACUGGCAAGUUUACGUCGAGGGCCAGGUGCUAAUGUGCAAGACGCCAGUGGAUAUUCAGCUCUUCACCAUGCAGCCCUGAAUGGGCAUAGAGACGUGGUCAGAUUGCUGCUCCAAUAUGAGGCUUCCACCAAUGUUGUCGACGCUAAAGGUUCCUCGCCGCUUCAUUUGGCAGCUUGGGCUGGGGACGCGGAAAUUGUACGAUUAAUUCUCAAUCAAGGCCCAUCGGUACCAAAAGUGAAUCUUGCGACAAAGGAUAACGAGACUGCAUUGCAUUGUGCCGCGCAGUACGGGCACACGGAAGUGGUGGCACAGCUGUUGCAAUACGGAUGCGACCCUAGUAUCCGCAACAGCCGCGGAGAAUCCGCGCUCGACCUCGCUGCGCAAUAUGGCAGAUUGGAAACUGUGGAGUUACUCGUGCGAACGCAUCCUGAAUUAAUCGAAUCGCUUCGUAAUUCUUCCUCAUCUCUGAUCUUCCCGCAUACACCAUUGCAUUUAGCUUCACGCAAUGGCCACAGAGCGGUCGUGGAGGUCCUCCUUGCCGCUGGAGUUGAUGUCAAUACGAGAACAUCAGCAGGGACCGCGAUGCACGAGGCCGCGCUCUGUGGCAAGAUGGAAGUGGUACGGGCGCUUUUAGAUCGCGGAGUGGAUUUGGGCAUUAGGGAUUCUCGGCAAAACACGGUGCUUGAUCUUCUGGGACAGUUUCCGCCGCAUGUUACUCAAGAUAUCACAGCGGUGAUAAAAAGGCACCGGUCUUCCUCCGGUGUGGAAAGCGACGCCGAUAGCGAGAACUUGCCGCCAAUUCCGGUGCAGGGUGGCGACUCGUUGGGCAGCCCCUACGAAAAUGUUCGUCCGGAGGAUGAUCUCUCCCCCGCGGAAGGAACGUCGCCUACUCAAUGGCAGUUCUAUCAUAAGCCUCGGGACGACGAUCGUCGCGUUUCCGGCACUUCCGUCAUGUCCUUUGAAGACGAGCAGUACGGGGACUCGGUGAACGGAGUACGGAGGGCCCUCCAGCAGACAGAGGACUCCGACCCCAGUUCCGUCUUCGACAGCGUCUUUAUGUCCCUAUCCGACACUCUCAACUCUAUAAAUACUCUCGAAAGUUCCGACCAAACUCCUGAAGAUAUACCACAAAACACUACCAAAAGAACACCAUUACCAUUCGACACUACACGGGGCUCCGACAGCGGACUGUACCAAACUCCACCCGUGCCACGCGGCACAAUGGAGGGUAGCUUCGUAUCAGAGGACCUGUCCUUGACAUUGCCCACGGGAUACGGGGGCAGAGAGUCCGACCAAUUGAGCGUAUCGUCAUCCUCGAGCGUCGGCGGACCGAGCCCACGGGACCGUCGUUGUUUGCCCAACGAUUCCAGCACCGGGAUUUACUUGCCAAUGGCACCCCUGUCCAGCUCGCUACACAGCCCCGCUUCCAACAAUAAAGUCUCGCCGACACCGCCCAAGAAGCCGCCUAGACGAAAUCUCUCGGUAUCCCCGACGCACCUGCAAACGCAGAUGUCUUUAUCAGCCGACAGUUCGGUAGGGCCGAGCAAUUACGAGUACUUGUUCUUGGCGCGCAGCGGUGCGCGAAGUCACAUCGAUCUUGAGCAGCUGCAGAAACGGCGCGAUCAGCUGCGACACGUUACGCGAAGCGUGGACCAGUACGUGGAGAUGAAAUCGCGGCUGGUCGGGGCCGAUGAGAAAGGCCGCGAGUCCGGGGUGGAGCCGGUAGCCAUAACGUCCAUCUACGAGAACCGGCCGGUCAAGAUGCUGAAUCCGCGUAGGAAAUUACGUAGACACGCGUACGAGAACUACGAGCCGGAGAACAGCUCGUGCACCGACAAAUCACCCUGCAGCGACGGCGACGCGGUGAUCCAGGAGCAAACGUUCGUAUCGAGCGCGUUUCUCACCCUGAGGUCUUCCCAGGAGAGUCUCCUCGAUGAGAGGCGUGAGAUAGCGGACGGGCAAUCCGCGUCCGAGAGUCGCGAGGCCACUGACAAACGUCUCAAACGCGUGCAAAUGAUGCUGCCGACCAGCCCUACGCAUUACGUUCAGCCGCCUACCCCCGAUCAUCCGCCGCCGUCCGCCAUGCAAGCGGAAAAGUCCAUCCACGAGCGUAUUCGUCCGCUCAGCCAGGUGUACAAGCGAAGAUCCCGCGACAUGGAAACGGAAACGGACGAAGAUCUGCUGCAAUUUCCCACCGGUGGAUCACUCAACGCGUCAAGCGGUUCGCUGUCCAGCGUAUCGCUGUCCGACAAGAGCAUGUCCACGGACAAUGUCGAGGAAUACUUCGGCGACGUGCCGUUCGCAGGUUUGUUAAAGGGCUCCGUCACGGCUGAACGGCCGCGUACUUUGCGCCGCUUGCGGAACGUCUACGGUCAGACCGCAUGCGGGAUGGGAACCGGCGGCGACGGCGGGGGUGGAGAUCGUCUCGAGGACGGCGAGGUCGCCUUUCGGCUUACCGGUGACCGGGAUCGCGACAGGGACGAGAAGUCUCUCAGCAUAAUGAGCCCGUUCGACGAGCAGGAGGAAUGGGCUAAGAUCUCGGAGAUCAUGGCGUCAUUCGGAACUGGUCUUGUACGAGAGUCGGUGUUUGUCAGCGAGCUCGAGAAAGAAUUCCAAACGAGGCUAGGUUUAAGUUCAGACAGCAGCAGUCCCAUCGUUUCCACAACUGUGGGCCAGUGGCUGUCCAGCUUGGGUUUCGCGGAUUACGAGUCUCUCUUUAUUAACUACGGCUACGACGAUCUCGAGUUCAUAAACGGGGUGUUGGACGAGUCGGAUUUGUGCGACAUGGGGAUCAGCAGUGAUCAGGAACGGGCUGUGAUCAUGGACGCGGUCGGUUUGCUGAACAAACGAGUGGAAAAGCGUAGCGGCGGCGGUCACGGCCAAUCGGUGGAGGAGUGGCUGAAGAGCAUUCACAUGGAAAAUUAUGCGGAGACGUUCAGGAAGCACCUGUACACCGAUAUGGAUCGGGUCAAACGGAUCUGGGAGGUCGAGCUGGCGGCAGUCCUCGAGAUCCAGAAGCCGGCGCAUCGCAAACGCAUCCUUGCAUCCGUGAGUGGUCCGAAUAGUGCACGCGCGCAAACACGAAACGGCACGGGCGCGAACUUGGAAGACUUGAAUAAGGAUCUCAACACCCUGAAGACGAACAUACAGCAGCUGAAGGAGGAGAUACGGGAGAAAUUGCCGGAAGCAACGGCGGAGGGUAACGGAGGCACGUCGAUAACCAGUGGCACGAAUUCGACGGCCACGGGCACAUUAAGGCACCGCAAAAACAGGCCGGCGCCUCAACCACCCCAGCGACCCAGUUCGCAUAAUGGGGCGAUUUCGGCGCCGGAACAGCUCGAGAUCAGGGCUCCGUCCGAGCUGCUCUUCGGGGUGCCCUCCACUCUCAAGACACAAUGGAGGCAUCAGGCAAAGGCUCUGGUCACCGGCUGCGUCACGUACAUCGCUAACUAUCUGGGCUCCACCGUCGUCAAGGAAUUACGCGGCACCGAGUCGACGAAAAAGUCAAUACAGAAGCUGAAGAAGACCUUUCGAGAACCUAGAAUCACCCCUGACAUUAUGCUGGCGAUUUCUUAUCGUGGCGUUCGUUUUCUCAACACGUUAACUAAUGAACCGAUAUGCGAGCACGAGAUACGUAACAUUCACUGCGCCUGCCAAGAUGCUGACGAUCUUACUCACUUCGCGUAUAUCACGAAGGACCACGCCAGUCGCACGCACUUUUGUCACGUAUUUUGCGUGCCAACGAUGGAUCAAGCGACAGAAGUCAUUCUGACUCUGGGUCAGGCUUUCGAGGUAGCUUAUCAAAUGGCAUUGAAGGACAAGCUCGGCGGCCACGCUAUUCGGUCCCAAUCCGCCAAUCAACUAGCAACGCUCGCUGGAUCGUCAAAGUCAACGACGCCCGCCAAAAUGUCCGUGUCUCCCGACUCCACGUCCGAUCCCGCCGGUCGUGACACGGAUCAUACCAUGAUUCUCAAUUCCACGUCGUGCGCGAAUCCCAAGAUGAAAUCGAGAUCGAAGUCCAUACCCAAUCCAAAUCUCCAUACCGUUAAUCCAAAUCCGACUCAGGACAGUAACUCCAACUCCAGUUCGAGCUCGACGACGACCACCGCCGCGAACUGCAAUCCCAGCUCGAAUUCCGCCUCGACCCCCAGCGCGAACUCGAUCACCAGCUCUAACUUGAACAGCACCGCUAAUCAGACCACUAAGCCUUUGGUCACCCACGGCCGUUCUCAUUCCGUCAACGACAUCAAGGUAAACGGUAAUCAAUUGAAGUUAGCACCGGCGCCGGUGGACGACAUCGGUAUCGGAGUGAAGGACAUGAAGCCCGGUUCCAGAGCUCCGAUCGCGCUCUCCGAGGAGCUAUAAGCUGUAUAUAUUGAGUCAAAAUGCAUGAUACAUCGCGAUACAUGAUUGUGUGGCGUUCGAUAUUGAUUGAAACGCGUCGCCUUCACAUCGACACGAAUGACAGAGAUCUUCUAGCGUCAUAGACAUUGACUGUUAUAACGAUUUUCGAUUAUAACGAUGGCAAUAUUUCGUUAUUACUCGCAAAGUUUGCAUAAAGAAUUAAGCGAAGCAUCGUGUAUAUACGCGUCUCUCGCGAUUUUGAGAUUAAUCGCGAUUGCAAAAAAUGCAAACAAUAUUCUCUCGAUUGAUUGAAGGUAUUAAUCGGAAUUAUGCGAUUACCAUAACUAAGUAUAGUUCCUUGACGCGUAAGAAGGAGCGAAUGUCUUUUAUUAUGUCUUUUUGUGCGACUGGAUUUGGUCAUUACGCUAAUAUGGCGUAUGUAUUUUCGAUGGGGCGGCACUCGUGUAUGUACAUUCACCGCCGGAAAGCACAAGCUUUUAUGGAAUUUCGGUAUUAUGGGAUGACGAAUGGUAUAUGUAUGGCCUCGAGAACGACGAAGGUAAGUAACAUCGCCGUUCCUCGCUUACGUUCCGCACCUUCAGAUUGACAUUCGACUGAUUUUACAAUAAUGACGCUGUGAUCUUGAUCUUGAAUGCCAUGCGAGACGCGCAUUGGCCGAGGUGAUUCAUCGAGACAAGUAAGCGAUCGUACACUGCGCGCACUUCCGGCGGACACAAUGAAUCGCGUUAGAUCUUUCUUCCUUAGGACGCGUCGUUAAAGUAAACAGUAUUAUUACGUCAUUAACGAUGUAACGGGAGCGAGCGUGGAUACGCUUACCGCGACAUUAUUUUAGCGAGGCGUAAAAAUCGCUACAAUAAUGUUGGAUGUGUAAUUUUCAAUGUGCAGCUUUAAUCUGUCGCGGAUAGGCUCGGCGGUUUCGAUUUUUCGCCCGAUACACGUGCGUCGGGCGUUUAUUUGUCUCUUGAAAGCAUGCUAUUUUUGUGGCAUAGAACACGUUGACAUUCGCCAUCGGAUCACGGGAAAGGAAGGGACGCGAAAGAAAAGGUGCGACGGCGCUAAUAAGCGCACCAAUGCUCAAUAUCGAUCCCUCGUAAACGUUAACGGCGACCAACGAAUCCGUUCCGUGUUCCCCCCCUCCCGCUGCGCCCGUGCUCUCUUCGUGAUUUUUCAUCCCUCCCCCCGUUCCCAAGUUCCGAUUUCGAGUUGCCACCGUUUCCUCGACAUUUUAUUCUCCAAGACUGAGAGUCCUUAUCUCGCCUCGUUUUAUAUUUCGCGAUUUUAGUGUAAUGUAUAAUAUAGAAAGAAAAAAAAAACUAGAUCGAAAGAGAGAAGAAUUUUAAUAUAUUUACCCGGCGAGAACCUCGCGGACAAGGAUUUGUGCGAACGCAGCAUCGAAUAUCUAUCGAAUUUUAUUUGAUACUCGAAUGCUACCCGUUGAAAAGCAGGAAAUAAGAAAGAAAAACGUGUCGCGAUUCAUCGCAACUCAGAGUAUCCACUAUACAUCAUCUCUAUUUUAAGAAAAAGCAUUGUUAAAUGUCUUUUUCUUUUCCGUCUAUGAUGUAAUUAGAAAUCUAUGAUAUAUAGAAGAGAGAAUCGAAGUUGAUCAGUUCACAUAAGUCCGACAUCAUGGCAUUAUAUAUUGAUAACAGCGUGCGCGUGGAUAACGCGUGGAUAUUGUUCCAUUUUUACUACGAGCGGGCCUAAAGGACCUGAGGUAGCUAUCUUGCAAGACUACCUGUUUAGGUAGUUUAACGAUAUAUAUAUCUAUCUCGUACAAUCGACGACGUAUAGAGGGAAGAAGCUACAGCGAAACGAAACUUUAUGUAGACUUAGACACGUCCUCUCUUCGUAUGUUCUCUCAUCUAAACCAAAGAAGUAUAAAAUAUAAAUAUGCAUAUACAUAAUAUACAUACACACAGACACACACUUAUAUAUGUGCGAGAAAUGUGUUAUGCAAAAAGACAGAAAAUUAAACAGAAUUUAUCGAGCCCUCGCGAGGGAAGAAAAAACUGACAAACUGCCAAAACGAUACACCAUCAUCGCCACCUCAAUAGUACGCACACUUUGUAUUUAUCGCAUUUACAACGUAGUCCAUUAUGCAUUAAUUGAUUAUAAGAUAUCUACGGAACAGCCAUGGACAUCGACGGCGGAAUUUUCCUUCACCGCGAUAAUGUAACUAAGUAUUCUACGCAUUUGAUGUAUUCAUGUUUAGCAGCUAUGUUUAGUGAGUAGUAUCGGUAGGGAGCAUGUUCUAUCGAUGUCGACAGGUACCAUUUAAAAUAUAUCGUGUAGAAAACGAGGAGGUGAGAAGCAGGUACGUAACACGUAGAAGAUAAUUUCGUCACUGAUGUGACCGCACGAGAUGGUGUUUUUUUGUUUCACAGCAGCGAGCAAAUUCCAUCGAUUUGUUCGCCUGCGAAUUCGUGCAACGGAAACGCGCAAGCAAUUGAAAAUAGUGCCAAUGCGUGAGCCCAUCGUGUAUACACUCUCGAUUUGAUCUCGCUGUUUGUCUUUCAGGAAAAUACAUGGCAGGAAGCAGAGAACAAUAACUUCCCUUUUCCAUUUUUGGAUAUAAUACUUAUACACUUAUAUGACUGACAAACGCACAUUUCUGGGUAAUUAUGAGAGGUAAACCACCGGCCAAUAUAAAUAAAAAAUGUAUUAGUAGACUGCUGUUUAAUACUUAAAAAUUACAAAAUUAAUAUAUAGUGUAAGUAUAUACAUUUGGACGGUGAUUUACUCCUCGUAUCGUCCUUUCUUUUAUAUACGCGUAAUUAUAUCUGUCUGGAAGACAAGCUCGCCGAGACAAUGGGAUCAAUCCGAUCGAUAUUGAUCACUUCUGGUAUCACGAUGGGUUUUAAAAGAUGUAAAACGCAAAAUAGCACACAAAGAUUCACGGACCAAGCAAGAACAAGCGAAAACAUUUUGCUCGUUACGGAUUACCGUUGGGAUAUUAAAGGCAGUGCCUCGCCACUGCGCUUUAUCACAAAGGUAUGGAGUUUAAACCUUGGUGCCCGUUGGUACCGCGAUAACAGUAUAAGAUUUAUGCUGUUGGUAUUAUAUACGAUUUUUAGAAUGUGUACAUAUAUACAUUGUAUAUAUAGAAAUUACACGGACCACCGCGAAUCAGUUUCUUCCAUUGAUAUACCAAAGAGAUUGUGGAGUGAUCCCUUUAUCAUUGUGAUUUGUAUAUUUGACGAUUACCGUAGCAUAUCGAUUGUUCUUUAAUAUAAUUCGUUAUUAGGAAUACAAUUUCUUAUGAUUUAUAUAAAGUUAUGU
Messenger RNA from Temnothorax curvispinosus, 7870 nucleotides. Its product is annotated as ankyrin repeat and SAM domain-containing protein 1A-like. Gene Ontology annotation, molecular function: protein binding. NCBI's taxonomy places the organism in Eukaryota, Metazoa, Arthropoda, Insecta, Hymenoptera, Formicidae. Gene Ontology annotation, cellular component: cytosol. The record is from RefSeq and is a predicted model, not a curated record. Bases 131 to 4591 code for a protein of 1486 amino acids. The transcript has 18 exons.